AACAAAGCCGCCCGCAACGCUCAAGAAAAUGGCUUCUGCCGAUAAGAUAAGCCACCCAAAAGGAAGUCUCUCUCUUCUCUUCUGAUCUUCAUCCUCUUCCAACGCGCCUGCAAUGGAGGCCACUCUCCUCUCUUCCUCCUCCUCCAAACCGCCCCCCGGUUCCACCCUACUGACCCGACCCGCAAACCCAUUUCUUCCCCCGACCCUCAGCCCCAGACCCGCCCGCCGUGGCCCCCACUUCCCUUCCAUCCGGGCUGCCAUCUCCCGCUCCAGGAAGGAAGAGACCGUGGACACCGUGAAGCAGCAGCUCGAGAACUGCCACCUGGUCGCCGGAAUUAAAUACAAGGGCUUCACCGUCAAGCAGUUCCAGGAGCUCCGGCGGACCCUCCCGGAAACCACCAAGCUCCUCGUCGCCAAGAACACCCUCGUCUUCAAGGCCAUCGAGGGGACCGAGUGGGAGGCCCUCAAGCCGUGCAUGAAGGGCAUGAACGCGUGGCUCUUCGUGCACAGCGAGGAGAUCCCGGGGGCGAUCAAGCCUUACAGGGACUUCAUGAAGGAGAAGAAGCUGGAGAACAACGACUUCAGUGGCGCGGUCUUCGAGGGGCAGUUCUACGGGCCCGAUGAGUUCAAGGUGCUCGAGAAUAUGCCCACGAGAGCCGAGGUGUACGCGAAGCUGUUGGGUGCUUUGCAGAGUCCUGGGAUUGGAUUGGUGGGGACUUUACAGGCGCCGGCCAGGGAUGUCGUCAUGGUCUUGCAGGCAUUUGUGAAGAAAUUGGAGGAAGAAAGUGGCGGGCAGUAAGGUUUUUGAGCCGUGAUCUUCAUGUCUGUAAGUGUAUAUUUAGAUGUGAUUGAUUACUUGCAUUGGUGUAAUCAAGUCAAAAAAAAAGUGAAAAAACAAUCAAGAAAGCGGGUGAAAGAAGAUUUGCAUUGUUUGAAGAAAAGCUAAGGUUACUCAGUGUUUAGUUCGAGUGCUGCUGAAUUCGGUGGAAGGACGUUGAAGUUUUGUAGAAUGGUUUGUAGAUUAGUUAUGCAAUGCUAGCCACUUUCAUG
This is a messenger RNA of Rhodamnia argentea, 1050 nucleotides long. RefSeq names its product 50S ribosomal protein L10, chloroplastic. Gene Ontology annotation, cellular component: large ribosomal subunit. The record is from RefSeq and is a predicted model, not a curated record. Gene Ontology annotation, molecular function: structural constituent of ribosome. The transcript has a single exon. The coding region runs from base 113 to 799 and encodes 228 amino acids. Gene Ontology annotation, biological process: translation. NCBI's taxonomy places the organism in Eukaryota, Viridiplantae, Streptophyta, Magnoliopsida, Myrtales, Myrtaceae.